CUUCAGCAAAAUUUUGCUUGCAUGUGAUAUAUGGUUCUAGAAACAACUCAUUCCUUUCAUAGUAAUUUCAUUGGUUUGCAUGAUAUUUCAAUUUUUUAAUUCCAGCUGUGGUACAGUGGAUUGCUUUUAUGUGGUCUUUCUUGCCAUGGUCUUGUAACUCCCACCCAAGUGAUUGGAUAGAACUAUGCACAUACAGUGAUUGUGGCCCACCAAGGAAAUUGUUCAGUUUUGCCAUCCCGCUGGACUUGAAAUGAGCCAUUCCAGAGAUGGGAAAGAUAGGAUCUCACUACCACCAAGGAAGAAGGGCCAAGAGCAGAGCGCAUCCUUUGGACUUGGGAUCCCUGUGCAAAGAAGCUCCUGGAACCAGGAGGCAGAGAGAAAGAGAAAGUUAUAACACUAAAGACGGUGAGAUGCGGUGCAGAGAAAUGGUGAUGGGAGAGACCAGCAGGAGAUACUGACAGGAAGCCCAUGGAGGGAGAAAACUGAGUGCCUUUGGGCAGGAGGCAUGCUGGAGGAGUAGGGUGCCUUCAGGGACUUGAUAGAGUUGGUUUGUUGACCCAUGGAGCUAUAACUGAGUGCCUUUGGGCCAAGCUAAAAGAGCUUUGUAACACUUGUCAAGCAGGGCAGAGGCCAAGGGGCCAGAGAAAGGCAUGCCUGCGGGCACAGCUGAGAAGAGGCUGUUCUGAUGGAAGAACUAUAUCCUGAGUUUUCCUGAACCUAAAUUAAAAAAACCUGUUAAUUCCCUGAUAUACUCCAUAACUGUGAGUAUGGUCUGUGAUUUCUUUGUGGCCAUUGCAAUGAAUUAUUGAACUCAGCAGAGAAGUAGAGUGCCAUGGGAGGGACAGUUGGUGUUAGAAUUGGUAAAGAUGGCAGAGGGAGGAGGCAUGUCUGACCUCUGCCUCAUAGGGAUCAGCCUUGGGCUAUGAUCUUGAUUCUCCUUCCCCCUUGUGAAGUUAGAGGCGGUCACACACUUCCCUCAUGCCAUACACCAACAAAUACGACUGACAUAAACAGGUUUGAGAGCAAACAAUUGACUCUUGGAGAGCAUAGUCUAUUGCUUGGUCCCAAACCUGUUAGUGCCAAUUAAAUUUGUUGAAAUUAAAAAAUUGAAAUAUUAUGCAAAUCAAUGCAGUUACUAUGAAAGGAAUGAGUUGUUUCUAGAACUAGACUGAAAUUCUUUGGAAUGAUUACUCUGAAACAGUUUCUGCUUCAGGAGUGUCAAAGUUCUAGUUCCACUCUAAUAACACCUAAACCAGAAUUUGUAGAGGACACAUCAAGGAUUUAUGCAAGACUUGUUUCUGAAUUACAGUCUCCAAAGAAAGGAACUUAGGCUCACAUCACCAAUGUAAAUAUACAUACGUAUUUUAAGUAUGUUUGUGCAUGUUUUGUAGUUCUCCCUUUUAACCAACUCUUUUUAUUUACGUGGCCAGCUGUCAGUCUGGUUUGCAUUUUAUGAGGGCUUCUGUUCAUUUACUUUAGUGAUAUCAACAGCUUCUGCAUUCUAAAUGUAAUCGUAUGGAGGUAACAAUCAGAAUUUUAACAGUGUCUUCAAACCUUUAUGAACAAGGUGCAAAUAUCUCAAACCAGUUCAGAUGUUGCUGUUUCCUCAAGUUGCAGGUCUAUGGAAAUGCAGGAUCUAACCAGCCCGCAUAGCCGUCUGAGUGGUAGUAGUGAAUCCCCCAGUGGCCCCAAACUCGAUAACUCUCAUAUAAAUAGUAAUUCCAUGACUCCCAAUGGCACCGAAGUUAAAACAGAGCCAAUGAGCAGCAGUGAAAUAGCUUCAACAACAGCAGACGGGUCUUUAGACAAUUUCUCAGGUUCAGCAAUCGGAAGCAGUAACUUCAGCCCGAGACCAACUCACCAGUUCUCCCCACCACAGAUUUAUCCUUCCAAUAGCAGGCAAUACCCACAUAUUCUCCCUACCCCUUCCUCACAAACUAUGGCCGCCUAUGGGCAGACACAGUUUACCACAGGAAUGCAACAAGCUACAGCGUAUGCCACGUACCCGCAGCCAGGACAGCCGUACGGAAUUUCCUCGUAUGGUGCAUUGUGGGCAGGCAUCAAGACUGAAGGUGGAUUGUCACAGUCUCAGUCACCUGGACAGACAGGAUUUCUAAGCUAUGGUACAAGCUUUGGAACCCCUCAACCUGGACAGGCACCAUACAGCUACCAGAUGCAAGGUAGCAGUUUUACAACGUCAUCAGGAUUAUACACAGGAAAUAAUUCACUGACAAAUUCCUCUGGUUUUAACAGUUCACAGCAGGACUAUCCAUCGUACCCCAGUUUCGGCCAGGGGCAGUACGCACAGUAUUAUAACAGCUCACCGUACCCAUCACACUAUAUGACAAGCAGCAACACCAGCCCAACAACGCCAUCCACAAAUGCCACUUACCAGCUUCAAGAACCGCCAUCUGGCAUCACCAGCCAAGCAGUCACGGAUCCAACAGCAGAGUACAGUACAAUCCAUAGCCCGUCAACACCCAUUAAAGAUUCAGAUUCUGAUCGAUUGCGUCGAGGUUCAGAUGGGAAGUCACGCGGACGGGGCCGAAGAAACAAUAAUCCCUCACCUCCUCCCGACUCUGAUCUUGAGAGAGUGUUCAUCUGGGACUUGGAUGAGACGAUCAUUGUCUUCCAUUCCUUGCUUACUGGGUCCUAUGCCAACAGAUACGGGAGGGAUCCACCUACUUCAGUUUCCCUUGGACUGCGAAUGGAAGAAAUGAUUUUCAACUUGGCAGACACACAUCUAUUUUUUAAUGACUUAGAAGAAUGUGACCAAGUUCAUAUAGACGACGUCUCUUCAGAUGAUAACGGACAAGACCUAAGCACAUAUAACUUUGGAACAGAUGGCUUUCCUGCUGCAGCAACCAGUGCUAAUUUAUGCUUAGCAACUGGUGUGCGGGGUGGUGUGGACUGGAUGAGGAAGUUGGCCUUCCGCUACAGACGAGUAAAAGAGAUCUACAACACCUACAAAAACAAUGUUGGAGGUCUACUGGGCCCCGCCAAAAGAGAAGCCUGGUUGCAGUUGAGGGCAGAGAUUGAAGCCCUGACGGACUCUUGGUUGACGCUGGCCUUGAAGGCACUCACGCUCAUCCACUCCCGGACAAACUGUGUGAAUAUUUUAGUAACAACUACUCAGCUCAUCCCAGCGUUGGCGAAAGUUCUGCUAUAUGGAUUAGGAAUUGUAUUUCCAAUAGAAAAUAUUUACAGUGCAACUAAAAUAGGAAAGGAAAGCUGUUUUGAGAGGAUAAUUCAGAGGUUUGGAAGGAAAGUGGUGUAUGUCGUUAUAGGAGAUGGUGUGGAAGAAGAACAAGGAGCAAAAAAAAUAAUGUUGUCAAGACCAAAAACAUGGAUGUCAAGUGUCAAUAAGGAUUUUGUUUUCCCAAAUUUUUUUCUCAUCAAUUCUUUUUUUUUUUUUUAAUGCUAUUAGGACAGUUUUGGUUAAAAAAAAGAGUGGUUUCUUAAAUAACUUGGGAAAAAAGGUCUUAAUACCACCUCACUGUUUCAUUUUCCACACGAAUUAAUGUAUUAUAUGUAACUACUUGGAAUAAAAUGAUUAUUCAAAUGCUUCUUCCCACAGAAAGAAUGUAGAUGAUAGAAUAUAUUUUAUUAAUAAAAAGUGUCACAAAUUGGAGACUAGCAAAGCAAGGUUUUCAUGGGCUCAAUUACUUUUGUGUCUGCGUUUUUUUUUUUUUUUAGAUAAAGGAGUAAAUUACUACAUACCUGGAAAUCAGCACAAAUUGGCAUUAUUCCUUAGAGCUGCAUUUUCUCUCUGUCCCUUUCCUCUUCUCUCUUUUGCUCCUUCUCACUGAGGAAAGUUCAUUGCCGGCGGUGGACUGGGCACAGUCAACAUCACCAAGGAACUGAUUUCCUCUCUACAAAUCUGGGGAAUAAAAACUGUCACCUUCAUCACACCAUAAGAAAGUUUCUCCAAAAGUGAUCCAUUUGUCUGGGCACUGUUUUUCUCAGCUAAAGCCUUCCAUUGUCCUGAAAUUACUUUUGCAUUUUUUUUUUUUUAAUAUUAUGUUGGGAAAAAAACAUCAGCUUUGACCCAGCUACCCAAAGUAGCUACAGAGCUACUCCAUCUAUUUUUGAAGUUUCAUGUUGCUGCUAGAACUAGUCAUUGGUGGACUCUCCAAAUUGCUUAAAUUAACAACUGGAUUAGCUCUUUUCUUUUUUGCUUGAAGCAAACAGAAGUUGACAGUUUUUUCACCUUUUCUUUUUACGGUUUUGUACUCUGCAGACUGAAAAGACAACGUUUCUCUUGGCCUUACUGUAUAAAGGUGUGUUGUGUCCACAGCUGUGUACAGAAUUUUUCUUCAUUUUGUGUUUAAAUUAAUAAAAUUGAUUUGUGAAGUACUGUAAGCUUCUUGAAUAUCUAUUUUUUCUUUUUUCCUCUUGGUUAUAUGAAAUAGCAGGAUCUUGGUUGCCUUAGAAAGCUCAUAGUCAAACAAAAGGAAGUUGUAUGAAGUAAUUGCAGUGAUGGCUUUAUCAGUCUUUUAGGAGACUAAACUAGAAGGGUAACAGUUGUUUCUUUGAUCACUGUAAGAACAGAUGAGUGGAAAAGCUCUUUACACCCCCCCCCCCAAAAGAAAACUAAGUUGGAGCCUCCUUCCCAUUUAUCUAUUGCGGAACAGAAUUCAGCAUCAGGUGUUUUGCCCAGCAGAGCAUAGAUUUAGCCACUUAAAUACCCAAGGGACAGCGACGUCAAACAGUUUCAUCUAUGAAGAAUGCCUACUACAUAUACCUCUAAGAUUUGGCUGUGUUAAUCACGGACAGAAGGCUGUAAAACAGCAUAAUUUGUGUCCUCCUACUCUGUCCUAUAGGGUCGCUAUGAGUUGGAAUUGACUCAACGGCAAUGGGUUUUGGGUAGGACUUAAUUUUAGAAACACCAGAUUCAUACACGCAAACAUGGGAAAAUCAGACUUGCAAAUUUCUAACUCAUUUAUCAGGCCCAAGACGUUCAUUUUUCACAUGCACGCACAGGGCCAGAUGGGAUGAUUAGUGAAGUGUCUGAGCAUGCUCAGAUAGCCUGAGAAUGAAAAAGGUUUGGGGGAAGUCUUCAGCGAGGGGUAUUUAGGUGUCAAGUGAAGAAAGUAUGGGUAUUAGGGAAAACAGGAUAUACCCUCAACAGAUAAAUUUUCUAAAGCAUCACUUCUGACAUGACACCUUGCCCACGAUGCUUAUAGGCCUCUCUUUUGACCAUAGGUUAGAGCCCAUGUUUCUCCACCUGGCAUUCUAGAGCCUCCAAAUACAGUCUCUACCUUCCUUCCCCUAUCACCCUUAUGUCAGUUUGUCAUACUGUGGUGGCUUGCAUGUUGCUGUGAUGCUGGAAGCUAUGCCACCCAUAUGUCAAAUACGAGCAGGGUUACCCAUGGUGGGCAGGUUUUAGCAGAGCUUCCAGACUAAGACUAGGAAGAAAGGCUUGAUGAUUACUUCUGAAAACUAGCCUAUGGAUCACAAUUAGGGCUUCAAACUGGUUCCUUCCAGUUCAAACUCCUGCUGACAAUUUGCAUUUCCAACGAAUUCCCAGAUGAUGCUAGUACUGCUGGUGAGGGACCAAUUCUGAGAACCACUAGCAGAGCAGUGGUUCUCAAAAUAUACAGAAGAGUCACCUGGGGAUCUUGUUAAAAUGUAGAUCCUGAUUCAGUAUAUAGGGUGUGGAAAUGCAAAUUCUCAUCAGGGGUUCAAACUGGAGCAAACCAGUUUGAAGCCCUGAUCACCACCAAAUAUUGUCUGAUAUAGUUGUGGAAGAUGCCUUCCUAGUUUGGAAGGCACUCAGAAUACACAGUGACCACAACAAUGGACUUGAGCACACCAAUAAUCAUGAAGAUGGCACGCAGUGUUUUAUUGUGUUGUACAUGGGGUUGCCAUGAGUCAGAGCCAACUCGACAGCAGCUUAUGACAACUUUCCUUCCCAAUAUUAUC
Molecule: messenger RNA, 5925 nt
Organism: Loxodonta africana (African savanna elephant)
Lineage: Eukaryota; Metazoa; Chordata; Mammalia; Proboscidea; Elephantidae
Gene: EYA1
Product: EYA transcriptional coactivator and phosphatase 1
Exons: 18
Coding region: 1559-3418 (619 amino acids)
Biological process (GO): positive regulation of DNA repair; multicellular organism development; negative regulation of extrinsic apoptotic signaling pathway in absence of ligand
Cellular component (GO): nucleus
Molecular function (GO): protein tyrosine phosphatase activity
Source: RefSeq, a predicted model, not a curated record